This is a messenger RNA of Mesorhabditis spiculigera, 285 nucleotides long. The record is from the annotation of a GenBank genome assembly. NCBI's taxonomy places the organism in Eukaryota, Metazoa, Nematoda, Chromadorea, Rhabditida, Rhabditidae.
AUGUCGGACGCGCGUAACAACAACUAUUCGCUGAAGGAGUAUGCCGAGGCGCAGCGCGAGCUCGGCUCGUGUAUGCCCGAAUUCAAGGAUAGCGUGAAGCGGAUGACGAAGGCCGGCCUCUUCUUCGGCAUCCCGCUCGGCGUCUACGUGAGCUACGUACACGGUCAUCGCCAAGUCAAGCCCAUCUUCGUUAAGACGCUGGCAACGACACUGGCCUCGGUGAUGACGUUCGCCUCGAUGGGGCUCGUCAUCGGCACGUUCAAUUGUCUACGCGUCAAGAUGAAC